GUCUGUGCAAGUAGAGGUGAAACGUUAUAUUGUGGGAGGAAGUGAUGGUUAAGUUUCUGUCAGUCUUACGUAGAUGUCUUGGAAUGUAUAUCUCCUUUCCACCAACUCCCAGAUUUGUUUUUCUUUUUGGCUGCACUGGGUGGCAUGCAGGAUCUUUUCCUGACCAGGGAUUGAACCAGUGCACCCUACAGUGGAAGCAUGGAAUCUUAAUCUCGACUACCAGGGAAAUCCCGAUUUGGGGGCUUUUGAGUGGACUUCAGGGCAAUUGAAAUGAGUCACCUGCCUGGCCUUCCCUGCCAGAGUCCUGAGUCCUCCAGUACCAGUCCUGAAUUAUUCUCAACCCUUGACUAUGAGUACAGUGCUAGAGAGCUACCUGGUAAAAGGAAGGGUGUGCUAAUUGUUACUGAACAGAUAAAAUUCUCUACUCUUCUGUAUGCAAAAGGCAGGGGAGAUUGUGCAUCAAAUGCUUACCAUAGUCCUGUAGUGAUGAAUUAGUUUCCUCUCUUCUUCAGCCUUUCAAGAAGGAACAGUACAAUGUCUAUUUCUAUUUUCCUACUCUUACACAGUUGUAUUCUCCCCUUGAAAAGAGAAGCUGUUCAACUUGAACCUUGAGUUGGAUGCUCAACUCAGAUCUGCCUAUUUCUCUAAAAUAGCAAAAUCCCCGCCCCCAAGUAAAGGAUGUUAGAAAAUGAAAAGUGGAAAUUCCCUGGCGGUCUGGUGGUUAGGACUCUGCAUUUUCACCACCAUGGCUUGGGUUCAGUCCCUAGUCAGGGAACUAAGAUCCCCCAAGUCUUGUGGCACAGCCAAAAAAAAGUGGUGUUCUGAGCAGGCAAGGUGUCAGCAAAGAGGCAGACUGACCUGUAGAGAUCCUCCAUGUGAAGGUCUGUGCAUCUGCCUGAUUACAGCAAGGGUUCUGCUACCUACCUCAGCCGCCUGGGCUACAACAUGGAAGUUCUUCCUCCUCUACACCCUCAGUGACUAAUUCAGGCCUUGUGUCAACCCUUUCCAUUCUUGUUUGCUAGGGGUACCAUCACCUUAUCCCGUGUCUGAAUUAUUGCACCCUUUUCCUGGCUGGCCUCCCUGACUCGGAUAUACUGGAUUUUCAGAAUUGUGGUUCAUUUAGUACUCGCUGCUUCCCAGUAAAAUAGUAAACUCUUGAGAGUGCAGGGACCAAUUCUUGUACUUUUUUUUUUUUUUCUUAAUCCCUUAGACUAGUGUUUUAUAUAGGGAGUUGAACACUUUCAGUAACAUUUUGAUUAUGUGUUCAAGAAAGAUAAAAGCAAAGCAAAAUACUAUUAAUAACAGGAUUAUGCAUCAGGAUUUAGCAAGGAAACAUCAAAGAUGAAGAUUUUUCUCUAUAUCCUCCACAUUGCCUAGCUCACUGCCAGACCCAUGGUAGUUCAGCAAUUGUUGACUUCAUGAAGGCUUAACAUUCAUUGAGAGAUUCAAAGACUUAGGCUGAUGGGAUGGAAAAGUGAGAGCAAUGUGUCAGCCCUCCUCUGCCUACUGUCAACCCAGCUGUGUCCCCAACAGAACUCCCACAAGGAAUAGAAUCUUUAUUGAAUACCAAAACUGUCCCUUCCCGAAUCUGAUCCUGUUUGAGUUAAUGAUAGUACCCAUCCUGCCAGCCAGCCAGCAUAGCUCUGAAUUACUUUUGACACCUCCCUACCACAUGGCAGUUGCUGAUUGUGUAAUCUCUGCCCUCCUUUGCUCCUGCCACCAGUACCCUGGUUCAGGCCUCAUCACCUUUAACUGAGAGGAUGGUAGGCACCAUCCAUCUGAUCUUCCCACUAAGUCCUGCCUUUUCUAAUCCCUUCUAUCCAUAGGCAGCUAGUAUAAUUCUGAUUGGAGCACCACUUAUCAUGUAUCUUAUUCUCUGAUUUAUUAAUUAAAAAAUCUGAUUCUCCAUCUCCUGUGGAUUAAAGUUCGGAUUUCUCAGACAUUCAGGGACCUGCAGUGAUGAGAUUCCAGCCUUCAUUCCACCCUCAUGCCCCAGUCCUCUCCUGUGUUGACUACUUACCUUUCUCUAUAACUGACCUCUGUUCUGCUGUUACUUCCUGUGUUGAAAAACCCCUUCAUUCUCUGACAAAAGGCAAUAUAGUACAAUGGUUAAGAACAUGAGUUCAAGCACAAAUGUGUUUGACACACAGUUUUCGCCACUCUGUGUACACUUGGACUAUUUACCUAAAACCCCGUGCCACAGUUUUAGCAUUUCUAAAGUGGACAUAAUAGUAGCUAAUUCAUAGGGUUGUUAUGAAGAAGCUGAUAAUAUAAAUGACUUCAGCUAGGUAUCACCCCUACCUUUUUCAAGGCAUUUACUAUUCUGCUGCAGUUAUAUGUGUUCAUGUCAUGUCUUAACUCUCUCUGGACUAAGUUUUUUAAGGAUCCUUGACAACUGUCUUUGUAUCUCUUACCACUGAAUGUCUUCAACAGAAUGAGAAUGUAUUAAAAACCUUGGUGAAGUGUGAGUUAAUUUGGGGCUACACACGGUACACCAGUAAUACAGUUCCACUCAGCUGAGGACUGGGAGGGUGGAAGGUAAGUAUUACGUGCCUGCUGUGAGCUUGGCACUGGGAAUUCAGCAGUGGAGGAGGCCCAGACUAAAGUUCAAGGUGCUUCUAACCUAGAACGGGAUAGGAUUUUGAGCUGUGUGCUCAAAGGAGGUGAAUUAUGAGGACAAAGGCGGUGCUGCAGGGAUUCCAGAAUGGCCUGGGGAGUUGGGUGGGAUAAGAUGAUGGUUAAGUUUGAUCAGAAAAUGUAACAGCCCUGGUAGUCCAGUGGAAUCCACCUUGCAAUGCAGAGAACUUGGGUUCGAUCCCUGGUUGGGAAACUUAAGAUCCCACAUGCCAAGGAGCAACAGUUCCCACACCGCAACUACAGAAUCCGUGCACUGCAAGGAAAGAUCCCAGAUGACGCAACUAAGACCCAACGCAGCCAGAUAAAUAAAAUAUUUAAAAAGAAAAUAUGAGCAAAAGCAAUGUGACUAUGUUCUUUACCCCAGCAGAUCUCUUAAAUUUUCCUUCCUGACAACCUGCUUUUUUGGGAAGACAAUGCAGUGUGCCAGUAAGACUUGCUUGGCACUCCUCUUCCUCUGAACAUCCGUUAAAAAAUGCCCUUUCUGCUCAAAACUAUUCCUUUUCUUUCCACUGAGUGAGCCUGCAUUUGCAUCUUCCAGUCCUCAGUGCCUGCUGCUGUUCAGUCUGUCGGCAAUGCCUACAGUGUGAUGGGCUCUUGGCUAGGUCCUGGGGCACCAGAAAGAAACCUCAUUCUCAAGGGGCCCGUGGACAAAAUCCAGUGAACAGACCGUGACUAAGCAGAGUGAUCAGUGCCGCACCCCUGUGUGUUAACCCCAGAGUGCCAGCCCGAGGAAUUGAGGAGGCAUUCCCUAGGCAAUGACCCCACUAAAAUCAAGUCUUAGUGAUUGGACAAGAGCUCUGUCACCCAAGAAGGAGUUUGACCUGCCUUCAACUGAACAGCUGGUGCAAAUCUUAGAGCCUGUGAGCCAAAACACCCUGGGAUGACUCCACUUUAUCCCCAUCUCCUCCCUUCAGCCAGGAUCCAUUCACCACCCCUCCCCCAGCACUGGCUACAUUGCUGUGGCCACAUUAAGACUUGGCCCCAGAUGGAGGGUGAGUGAGGAAGCUGUUGUGCCAAUAUGACUGAGUGAAGCUGCCAAAGGUCCCAGAAGGAGGAAGUGGAUAAGUGCCUUAUUCUUUUAAGGAUACAGCAGCCUCAGGUCUUAUCAGGGGCCAGGAGCUUCCUCACUCCUUCCCCCACUUCUGACCAAGUCACAGUGUGCCUUGGCAGCGCAGGGAACUGUGGGGGACGGGGAGGAGGACCUGUAGAACUGGGCUAGAGUGGAGGCAUGUUGCACUAUCCCAAGCAGGAAGCAGUGGUGGUUUAGGCUAGCGUGGUGGUAGCAGAAAUGGAAUGAAGAUUUGAGAGACAUUGUUGAGCAGAACCAGCAGGACUUGAUGAUAAAAUACGUUCAAGAAAAGGGAAGAAUUGGCUUUCAACCAUAAGCAUCCACCCCCAGGGUGGACUUACUCUCUUCCCAGCAACCCUAGAAACCAUAUGGCCCAGGACUCUGCCUACUACUCAGCAAGUAGGUUUCAGGUUGAUAAGGAAAGACUUCCUGUGGUGGAACUGAAAGAGGAAGCCACUAACCCAGUACUGCCUAGGAGGCUGUGGGAGAAGGAAGAUGGCCAGAGCUCUGUGUCUACUUCGUGCCCUCUGGCUUCUGGAGUGGGUGCAGCUGCUUUUGGGACCUGGUGCUGUGCCUCCAACCUGGGCCUUGAACCUGGAUUCAGUGCAGUUCACCGUCUACACAGGCCCUAAUGGCAGCCACUUUGGGUUUUCACUGGACUUCUACAAGAACAGCAAUGGGAGUGUGUCCGUCGUGGUGGGCGCCCCACGGACCCUGGGCCGCAGAGAGGAGGAGACCGGCGGCGUUUUCCUGUGCCCCUGGAAGGCCGAGGGCGGCCAGUGCAUCUCGCUGCCCUUCGACCUCUAUGAUGAAACGCGAAGCAUAGGCACCCAAACUUUCCAAACCUUCAAGGCUGGGCAAGGACUCGGGGCGUCGGUCGUUAGUUGGAGAGACAGCAUUGUGGCCUGCGCCCCCUGGCAGCACUGGAACGUCCUAGAUAGGAACGAGGAGGAGGCUCAGAAGACGCCCGUAGGUGGCUGCUUCGUGGCUCAGCUCCAAAACGGCGACCGCACAGAGUACUCGCCCUGCCGGGCCAACAAAAUGAGCCAGUUUUACGAGAGAAAUUAUUUCAGAGACGACAGGCGUUACUGCGAAGCCGGCUUCAGCUCGGUAGUCACUCAGGCUGGGGAGCUGGUGCUUGGGGCUCCUGGCGGGUACUAUUUCGUAGGUCUCCUGGCGCGGGCUCCAAUCGCCGAUAUCAUCUCAAGUUACCGCCCAGGCACCCUUUUGUGGCACGUGCGCACCCAGUUCACCUACGACCAGAGUCACUUACAAUACUACGAUGGCUACCGGGGGUACUCCGUGGCCGUGGGCAACUUCGACGGAAAUCCCAACACUACAGAGUAUGUCUUCGGUGCCCCCACCUGGAGUUGGACUCUGGGAGCGGUGGAAAUUUUGGACUCGUACCACCAGAUGCUGCACCAGCUGCAUGGAGAGCAGAUGGCUUCAUAUUUUGGGCACUCAGUGGCCGUCACUGACGUCAAUGGGGAUGGGAGGCAUGACCUCUUGGUGGGUGCACCACUGUACAUGGAGAGCCGUGCUGACCGCAAGCUGGCCGAGGUGGGGCGUGUGUACUUGUUCCUGCAGGCUCGAGGCGCCCGAAUGCUGGGGGCCCCCAACCUACUGCUGACUGGCACACAGCUCUAUGGGCGAUUUGGCUCAGCCAUUGCACCUCUGGGAGACCUCAACCGGGAUGGGUACAACGAUGUUGCAGUAGCCGCCCCCUACGGGGGUCCCAGCGGUCAAGGCCAAGUGUUGGUGUACCUGGGUCAGAGUGAGGGGCUUAACCCAUCCCCCUCCCAGGUCCUAGACAGCCCCUUCUCCACAGGCUCUGGCUUUGGUUUCUCCCUUCGAGGUGCCACAGAUAUCGAUGACAACGGAUACCCAGACCUGCUUGUGGGAGCUUACGGGGCUAGCAAGGUCGCGGUAUACAGGGCUCAGCCGGUGGUGAUGGUCACUGUCCAGCUGAUGGUGCAAGAUUCACUGAACCCUGCUGUGAAGACUUGUGUCCUGUCCCAGACCAAGACCCCAGUGAGCUGCUUUAACAUCCAGAUGUGUGUGGGAGCCACUGGGCACAACAUUCCCGAGAAGCUGCACCUGAAUGCCGAGCUGCAGCUGGACCGGCAGAAGCCCCGCCAGGGCCGGCGGGUCCUACUGCUGGACUCUCAGCAGGCAGGCACCAUCCUGGACCUGGAUCUGAGAGGCAGACACAACCCCAACUGCUCCACCGCCACGGCCUUCCUCCGAGAUGAGGCCGACUUCCGGGACAAGCUAAGCCCUAUCGUGCUCAGCUUUAGUGUGUCCCUGCCGCCGGAGAAGGAUGGAGGAGCCCCUGCUCUCGUGCUGCACGGAGACACCCACGUCCAGGAACAGACCCGCAUCAUUCUGGACUGUGGGGACGAUGACCUGUGUGUGCCGCAGCUGCAGCUCACCGCCAGCGUCCCCUGGGCUUGGACCCAGCCUCCUUGGCUUUACUCCCUUCUCAACCGCCACAGGAAGGGCUCCCCACUCCUAAUUGGAGCCGACAACGUGCUGGAGCUGCGAAUGGAUGCGGCCAAUGAGGGUGAGGGAGCCUACGAGGCUGAGCUGGCUGUGUACCUGCCCCCAGGCGCCCACUACAUGCGGGCUGUCAGCAACAUGGAGGGGUUUGAGAGACUCAUCUGUAACCAGAAGAAGGAGAAUGAGACCAAGGUGGUGCUGUGUGAGCUGGGCAACCCCAUGAAGAGUAACGCCCAGAUAGAAGUCAUAAUGUGGGUGAGCGUGGAGAAGCUGGAAGAGGCUGGGGAGCAGGUGUCCUUCCUGCUGCAGAUCAGGAGCAAGAACAGCCAGAAUCCAAAUAGUGAGAUGGUGGAGCUGGAUGUGCCAGUCCGGGCAGUGGCCCAUGUGGAGUUGAGAGGGAAUUCCUUUCCAGCCUCCCUGGUGGUGGCUGCAGAAGAAGGCAAUGGGCAGAACAGCUCUGACAGCUGGGGCCCCAAAGUGGAGCACACCUACGAGCUCCACAACAAUGGCCCUGGUGCUGUAAGUGGUCUCCGCCUCAACCUCUACCUCCCCAGCCAGUCACAGCCCUCAGACCUGCUCUACAUCCUGGAUAUUCAUCCACAGGGAGGCCUUCAGUGCGCCUCAGAGCCCUCUCCCAACCCCCUCCAGCUGGAAUGGAGGCUGCCCACCCCCAGCCCUUCCCCAGCCCACCACAAGCGGGAUCGCAGACAGGCCGUCCUGCUGGAGGAGAAGCAGCCCUCAAGGCUCCAAGAUCCAAUCUUGGUGAGCUGCGACUCGGCGCCCUGUACUGUGGUGCAGUGUGAGCUGCAGGAGAUGGCACGCGGGCAGCGGGUCAUGGUCACGGUGCUGGCCUUGCUGUCAAUGCCCAUCCUCCAAGAGAGGCCCCUGGAUCAGUUUGUGCUGCAGUCGCACGCUUGGUUCAACGUCUCCUCCUUUCCCUACUCCGUGCCUGCCCUCAGCCUGCCCAGCGGGGAAGCUCUGGUGCAGACGCAGCUGCUUCGGGUCUCGGAGGAGAGAGAGAUUCCAAUAUGGUGGGUGCUGGUAGGCGUGCUGGGCGGCCUGCUGCUGCUCACAUUCCUGAUCCUGGCCAUGUGGAAGGUUGGCUUCUUCAAGCGGAAUCGUCCACCCUUAGAAGAAGAUGAUGAAGAGGAGUGAUGAGCCCACACAUCUCUGUCCUGGCAGCAAGGCUGGGUGUGAUGUUGUGUCCCUUCUCCAAUGAGUGCCCCCACCCCGCCCCCGCCCCGUCUCUGGUUGCCCAAGGCUGGGAGGAUGACAUUCUAAUAGUGGAGAUGGAGAUCAGAUGGACCCUGAGUCAUCUACUUAGGCCAGCAUCUCUCUGCCUCCUGAUGUCCUCUCCCUCCCUUCAGAGCUGAGUCACCCCCUCUUCUGCUGCCUAAUAAAGAACUUGGAACCCA
Bubalus bubalis (water buffalo) is the source of this 7620-nucleotide messenger RNA. It is a transcript of the gene ITGA2B, whose product is annotated as integrin subunit alpha 2b. Gene Ontology annotation, biological process: cell-matrix adhesion; integrin-mediated signaling pathway; cell adhesion mediated by integrin. The coding region runs from base 4202 to 7360 and encodes 1052 amino acids. The transcript has 30 exons. NCBI's taxonomy places the organism in Eukaryota, Metazoa, Chordata, Mammalia, Artiodactyla, Bovidae. The record is from RefSeq and is a predicted model, not a curated record. Gene Ontology annotation, cellular component: external side of plasma membrane; integrin complex. Gene Ontology annotation, molecular function: integrin binding.